Molecule: messenger RNA, 2364 nt
Organism: Rhinolophus ferrumequinum (greater horseshoe bat)
Lineage: Eukaryota; Metazoa; Chordata; Mammalia; Chiroptera; Rhinolophidae
Gene: SERINC4
Product: serine incorporator 4
Cellular component (GO): membrane
Source: RefSeq, a predicted model, not a curated record
UCGGGUGGACCUAGGCCUAAUCUCUGGGACAAGGAUGUUGGGUGCAAAGGGCAUGGCCGGCCCCAGUACCUCCCUCCGCCUUGAACAACGUGGAGUCAGCAGUGUCACAGUGAAUCCUCCCUUCUAUCAGGUGUUUUGGUGUGGGCCUAUUCCCUGUACCUGCUGCUGCCAUUAUAGGUGGCCUCCUCUCAGAGAGUCCACUUGCAGCCGCCUGUUCUACAUCCUCCUCCAUGUAGGGGCCUCAGCAAUCUGCUGCCUCCUGCUGUCACGGACAGUAGUGGAGAGAGUCUGGGGCAAAGCACAUGGGAUCCAGAUGCCCUCGGGGUUGUGUGCCCAUCUGUUUGGCCACUCUCACUGCCCAGUGCUCAGUGGCUCUGGGGCUGUGUACCGAGUAUGUGCAGGAACUGCCACCUUCCACCUGCUGCAGGCUGUGCUGCUAGUCCACCUCCACUCCCCUACUAGCCUGCGGGCACAGCUGCAUAAUAGCUUCUGGCUCCUCAAGCUGCUGUUCCUACUAGGUCUCUGUGCUGUUGCCUUCUGCAUCCCUGAUGAACAUCUCUUCCCAGCCUGGCAUUACAUUGGCAUCUGUGGAGGCUUCACAUUCAUCCUGCUGCAGUUGGUGCUUAUCACAGCCUUUGCCCAUUCCUGGAAUAAGAACUGGCAGACAGGUGCAGCACAAGACUGCCGCUGGUUCGUAGCCAUGCUGCUGGCCACCCUAGGAUUCUACAGCAUGGCGGCUGUGGCAGCAGUGCUCCUGUUCUGCCACUACACACACCCAGCUGGCUGCCUGCUCAACAAGAUGCUGCUUAGUCUGCACCUAUGUUUCUGUGGCCUCCUCUCCUUCCUCUCCAUCACUCCUUGCAUCCGCCUCAAGCAACCCCGCUCUGGCCUUCUACAAGCCUCUAUCAUCAGCUGUUAUAUCAUGUAUCUGACCUUCUCUGCACUGUCCAGCCGUCCUCCAGAGAAUGUAAUCCUUCAAGGACAGAAUCACACUCUGUGCCUGCCUGGCCUGAGUAAAAUGGAACCCCAAACACCAGAUACUUCUCUGGCAGUGCUGAGUGCAGGCAUCAUGUAUGCUUGUGUGCUUUUUGCUUGCAAUGAGGCUUCCUACCUGGCCGAGGUAUUUGGGCCCUUGUGGAUCGUCAAGGUUUACAGCUAUGAGUUCCAGAAGCCAUCACUCUGUUUCUGUUGCCCUGAAACAGUGGAGCCAGAGGAAGGGCAAAGGGGAGGAGAUGCCAGGCCAGCUGACCGUGAGACCUCUCUAGCUCCUCCAGCACAAGCCCAGCAUCUUUCCUACAGCUAUUCUGCCUUCCACUUCGUCUUCUUCCUUGCAUCACUCUAUGUCAUGGUUACCCUUACCAACUGGUUCAGCUAUGAGGGAGCAGAACUGGAAAAGACCUUCACCAAGGGCAGCUGGGCUACCUUCUGGGUCAAGGUUGCCUCAUGCUGGGCCUGUGUACUGCUCUAUCUGGGGCUGCUACUAACACCACUCUGUUGGUCCCCCACACAAGACCCCAAGCCUCCUCCUGUCUUCAGGCGACAAUGCCAUCGCAUCGUACUGCCAGAUAACAAAUAUCCAGUCUAGGUACUUUUAACAAACUGGGGUUCCCUUGAGGUUGUACCCAUAGUCUUGACUCAGGGGAACAGUCCAGCCCAGCAAAUGGACAGUUACCUCCCUUUAGACUGAAGUCAAUACUAUGUCUGAAUUGGAAAAAGUGGCCAUAUAUAUGCUAAUGCCCUGGGCAAGUAUCUGACUUACUAGAGCUACCAUUACAUCUUCACCCCAAUUCAAGAAUGUUUACUCCCAAGUCAGGAACUACUGCUGAUUCCAGCAGACAGUAUGGCACCAGCCCUUUCCUGGUUCACGUGAUGGAGAUGGGGGCAGGGAAAGACCAACAGGGACUGAAGACUUAACUUGGCUUUGCCCUGGGAGACAAAAGGAAACAUAAGCAAUUCAGCCCUGGGCACAGGAAUAUAAGAAGCCCAGAACCCCAGAGCAAACCAGGACACAGGAAGAAAGGAGCACAGAGACUACCCUAGGUUUUAAUCCUGAUCUUGAGGUCAAAGGAAGUGGGAAGACAAAAACCCUCACUGCAUGAGGAAUGACAGAAGAGAAUGUGAACACUUGAAAGCAGCUGACCGUGGGAAGUCUGUGAGCAGCAGGAUUUUGGGGCUAACUUUCAAGCAGGCGAACAAACUGAGGAAGAAUGAGGAAGAGGGACAUAAAGUUAGGUCUUGGAGCCUUCCUUAGGCCCUCAACUCCAUCCCUCGGAUGGUGUUUAAGGUCUGGGUGGGGGACAAAAAUCACGGAAAAGAAGUGGUUCUUAAAGGAUACUUCUACCAUAUACCUGGAGUACUUGUCAG